Messenger RNA from Zymoseptoria tritici IPO323, 462 nucleotides. RefSeq lists its product as uncharacterized. The coding region runs from base 1 to 462 and encodes 153 amino acids. The transcript has 3 exons. NCBI's taxonomy places the organism in Eukaryota, Fungi, Ascomycota, Dothideomycetes, Mycosphaerellales, Mycosphaerellaceae. The record is from RefSeq and is a predicted model, not a curated record.
AUGGACAAGGAUAACCUUCUGAAGCGCCUACAAGACUACCCGUACAAGUGGUUGAAUGCUCUGGACAACGCCGAGAUCCGACACGAGAAGGAAACCGAGCGAAUCGUUGUGGUAUGCUGGAAUGCCGCUGUGGAGGAUGACGGUGCAUGCAGGGAGCGGCUGGACAGUAAGGACAUCUCGGCCGGCGUAAGCACGUUCCGACACGAGUCCCACUCACGCAAAGAUACUCCCUACGCCGAGAAGUUCGCGCGCAACAUGCGCCAGUCCGAGAACACCGGACACACCCCGGCGGCUGUUCCGAGACGCACUCGAGUCACGUUUAUUGAACCGGCACCGGCCGCGCAAUCCCCUGUGGUGCUGUCAUCCGCCGACGAUUCCAGCGACGACAACUUUCGCGUGCGCCGCAGCCGCCGUCGACACAACCCUCACAAAGCGCCACCCAGGAAAGGCGAAGGACAAUGA